AUGGCUAGUAAGAAGCUCAUCGUGGUCAUCGGUGCAACUGGAAACCAAGGUGGCUCCGUAGUCGAUGCGUUUCACACGGAUCCGUCAUGGAAGAUUAGAGCACUUACACGUAACCCUUCCAGCGCCAAGGCGACAGCGCUCGCAGCUCGCGAUGUGGAAGUGGUGAAAGCCGAUAUGGAUGAUCCUUCUAGCUUACCUGCGGCCUUUAAAGAUGCCAAUGCCAUCUUCGUUGUUAGCGACUUCUGGGGCCUGUACGGUUCAUUUGCUCAGCAGGGGGUUGAUACCGGCGGAAAGCCGCUGAACCUCUUCGCAGGUGAGCAUGAGCUGCAGCAGUUGAAAGCAGCCAUCGACGCCGCCGCAAAGGUGCCUACCUUGGAACGAUUCAUUCUCUCCACACUCUCCGCUGCAACAAAGUGGUCCAAGGGAAAGUACACCCAUGUGUACCACUUUGAUAUCAAAGCCCAAGCCUCCGCAUACGUGAAAGAGGCGCAGCCAGAGCUUUGGACCAAGACAAGUCUUUUCCAGCCAGGUUUCUUCUUGAGCGGCUAUGUGCUUAACCCAAACCUUAGGCCACGAAAGAAUGCAGACGGGGUUGCCCAGUUCUUCAACACGAUGAGAGGCGACUUUAAGACCCCCUGGCUGGCCCCCGAAGAAGAUUCAGGUGCUUUCGUUAAAGCGCUCAUUGUCGACGAAGCUCCGGGUAAAAAUCUCAUUGCAUACCGCGAGUGGGCUACUUUGCGAGAGAUGGUGCAAGCAUUCGAGAAGGCCAGUGGAGUGAAGAGCGAGGUCGUCGAAGUGCCAGUCGAUGCGCCUAACGAGCAUCUCCCACUCGAAUUGAAGAUUGAGCUUGAUGAGGGCUAUAGCUAUUGGGAAGAAUUUGGCUACGAAGCGAGAGACGAUCCUACUGUCAUACAUCCCAAGGAUUUGAAACACCCUCCAAAGUUGGAGACGAUGGAGCAAUUUUACCGAAAGCAGGACUUCAGCAAAAUCUUUGGAGCAUAG
Trichoderma gamsii is the source of this 1002-nucleotide messenger RNA. RefSeq lists its product as hypothetical. The record is from RefSeq and is a predicted model, not a curated record. Bases 1 to 1002 code for a protein of 333 amino acids. Lineage: Eukaryota; Fungi; Ascomycota; Sordariomycetes; Hypocreales; Hypocreaceae. The transcript has 3 exons.